CCCCUUACAUCAACUGUCCCCAUCAGAGUGCCCCUUACAUCAACUAUCCCCAUCAGAGUGUCCACUUACAUCAACUGUCCCCAUCAGAGUGUCCACUUACAUCAACUGUCCCCAUCAGAGUGUCCCCUUACAUCAACUGUCCCCAUCAGAGUGUCCCCUUACAUCAACUGUCCCCAUCAGAGUGCCUCUUACAUCAACUAUCCCCAUCAGAGUGUCCACUUACAUCAUCUGUCCCCAUCAGAGUGUCCCCUUACAUCAACUGUCCCCAUCAGAGUGCCCACUUACAUCAACUGUCCCCAUCAGGUC
Messenger RNA from Staurois parvus, 306 nucleotides. The record is from the annotation of a GenBank genome assembly. Lineage: Eukaryota; Metazoa; Chordata; Amphibia; Anura; Ranidae.